Aspergillus welwitschiae is the source of this 394-nucleotide messenger RNA. RefSeq lists its product as uncharacterized. NCBI's taxonomy places the organism in Eukaryota, Fungi, Ascomycota, Eurotiomycetes, Eurotiales, Aspergillaceae. Bases 86 to 394 code for a protein of 102 amino acids. The record is from RefSeq and is a predicted model, not a curated record. The transcript has 3 exons.
CUUUCGGCUCUGUGCUAACGUUCCCACCCAUCGUCACGCUUUUGGCAUCUGUGUACCGACCAACCAAGCCAUUUGGUUUUUACUCAUGGACGAGCAGCGUUCACUGCCUCCACUGGAGGAGAUAAACACUCUGGGGUCAAGAGAGGCAUUGCGGACCGACGAAAGGCUUGGCGGAGUUGCGACUGCAGCGGAAGGCUUCACAUCGAUUGCAGCCCCUGUCCGUCAGCGGCCAAAGGACACUAGUGCCACUGAGCCCGUCGAGGAUCACCGAAACUCCAAUGUGUCUACAGAACGCAGGGUGGACCGAGCAUGUGCGGCGUGCGUUCGUCGGAAAAUUAAGCUAAUAGUGUUCUCGCAUCUGGCCCUGCGAGGCGUGCCAGAGAAGUGGAAGUAA